ACCAUAUUUACACAACUUUUGAACCCACAUGGCUUAUGCUUUCAUCAUGAUCAUAACUUGAACAAUUAAAUAUAUAAUUUCCUAAUGUUUUAAAUACAGGCAAACUUCAACCUCACAUAACACAGCAAAAACCCUUUUUUUCCAAAAUUUGUGUGUCAAAGUCUAAGUGAAAAAUGUCAGCUGUAGUAGGAACUAUUUCUUCUUCCCAAAAUACUGGGAUUAGUUUCUCUUCUAACAUAAAGAAAGAAGCUGAGCACAAAACUGAUAAGACCAUAGACAGCUUAGGCUUUGACGAAAACACAGACAUUUGCAAAGAUUUGAUCAAGGAAAUCACCAAAAAGACUGAUGAAGAUAACUCUGCAGUACUGCAACGCGAAGAUGAUGCCUGUUUGAAGUCUGAAGACAGUAAGAAAGACGAACAGACUGAAAAGAAUGAUAAGGACAAUGGAAGCUUAGACAAACAGAACCAGAAACUUCUUGGAAACAUUGACAUUUUAGCUAUUACUGAAGAGAACAAAAAGGCAGAAGUGCAGAUAUUAAGUCUUUCAGUUCUUUCACCUGGUCGUGCCAAUGUAGUGUUACCGAUUCCAUUUCCUUCAACAACGUCUAAGACCACCCUAUUUACGCUCAAAGAAGGAAGUAAAUACCGCAUCAAAUUCCUUUUCAGCGUGUCCAAAAAUGUUGUUAAGAACCUUACGUACACUUACAUGGUCUGGAAGGCAGGACUAAGAGUCCACCAAACGAAGAAAUUGAUAGGAACGUUUAAUCCUCGAGAAGAGCAAUAUACAUUUGAAUUAGAAGAAGGAACUACUCCUACUGGAUUCUUUGCAAGGGGUCCUUUUCUUGUUCGAUCUAAGUUUGUGGAUGAUGAUGGGAAUUGUUACUUGGAUACCACUUACUACUUUGACAUCAGAAAGGAUUGGGGAGCAAAAGAGAAGUGCUAAAGCUUAUGUGUCCUCUUUAAUUUGUAAUCUUUGUAACUUAAUUGUAUGUUGCAUUAUUAAUGUUUAAAUUUAAAUGACAAAUAACUGCAAAUCCCUAGCUUUAAUUUGGUCCAUCCUAAUUCUAAUAGCUUGUCUAAUGUAUUUUCUGUGUACACCCAUUUGUAACGUCAAUUUGUAUUUUACAUCCAGUACAACCAAGGUUAUUUAUUUUCUCA
Molecule: messenger RNA, 1159 nt
Organism: Spinacia oleracea (spinach)
Lineage: Eukaryota; Viridiplantae; Streptophyta; Magnoliopsida; Caryophyllales; Amaranthaceae
Product: rho GDP-dissociation inhibitor 1
Exons: 5
Coding region: 174-944 (256 amino acids)
Biological process (GO): Rho protein signal transduction
Cellular component (GO): cytosol; membrane; cytoplasm
Molecular function (GO): Rho GDP-dissociation inhibitor activity; protein binding
Source: RefSeq, a predicted model, not a curated record